AUGAUGGCAGUGGGUCCAAAAAAAAAGAAGUCAAAGGCGCAGAAGGAGGCCGAGCGCCUGCAGGCCGAGGAGGAAGAGCGCAAGGCGGAAAUCUUGCGAGCCAAGCGGGAGGCAGAGAGGAUUCGGAAGGAGGCAGAAGACGCCAAAAGACUCAAAGAAGAGCAGAUCGCGGAUAGGACAGAGGAACUCGAACGCCUCUCUAACGAGCUGCAAGAAGCACAAGAUCAGAUAGCCGAGACAAAAGAGAGGCUACGGUGGGCGGAGAAACUGGAAGCAGUGCAGUCGUCGUGGGAGACGUACACCAAGUGUGAUCCACGUCCGGAUGCCGCCAGCGAAAAGGCCCUCAACACAUUCCUCAGCCAAGGGGCGGAUGAAGAGGUGCCAGAGUUGGACCAGGCGAUGGAGAGAUGCGUCUACGGAGAGUCGAUCGCGGCCGACUUGCUCAACGAUAUCGGCCAAUCGCUGGAGAACGGUGACAUCUCGCGAAUGGCCCGAAACGAAGAGUUUCUUGAACUCCUCCGAGGCCUGUCGUUCGACAAGAUUGACUUCGCCACCGCUCAUCUCCUCAGCCACUGGGAUUCACUCUCUGGGGGAGACGAGGAUUUCGACCGCACGUGCAUGACAGCGGGCGGGAUCCGCGUCGGGGUGUGGGUCAACGUCAGCCUCAAGGGUUUCCGCAUGAAGACGGUGGAUUUUGCCGCGGCGGGGAUGAGCACGGACGUACCGCGACCUCUUUCCGGCGCAAGCGUGGCCGUUCGGAACAUCUUCGUGCCCUACCGCUUCGUGCGCAACCAAGGAAACAACAACGGCAACAGCAACAACGACAGCAUCGGAGCCGGCAGGGUUCCCGGGACAACAGUGGGGGGGGAUGACGCAGAUGGAUCUAAUACCAACACCGGUCCGGGGGCUGUGCCGAAUGAUGGAUCAGCGCAAAAGGCCUACACUACCCACGGUACACAGGACGAGAAGAUCGUGCUUGGGGGCACGUUCUUCUUGGAGAUCGUAGCCCUUCCACCGGGAAUCAAGAAAAUAAAGGGAUGGGUGUUUCGCGCGGAGACGGAGCUUUCCAAGGCCGUUGCCCGGCAGACGUACCCUCUCGAAUGGCGGUCAACGCGGCUCUAG
Messenger RNA from Ectocarpus siliculosus, 1122 nucleotides. The record is from the annotation of a GenBank genome assembly. NCBI's taxonomy places the organism in Eukaryota, Phaeophyceae, Ectocarpales, Ectocarpaceae.